Leishmania braziliensis MHOM/BR/75/M2904 is the source of this 3012-nucleotide messenger RNA. RefSeq lists its product as hypothetical. Bases 1 to 3012 code for a protein of 1003 amino acids. The record is from RefSeq and is a predicted model, not a curated record. Gene Ontology annotation, cellular component: cytoplasm. Lineage: Eukaryota; Euglenozoa; Kinetoplastea; Trypanosomatida; Trypanosomatidae. Gene Ontology annotation, molecular function: phosphopantetheine binding; protein binding. The transcript has a single exon. Gene Ontology annotation, biological process: amino acid activation for nonribosomal peptide biosynthetic process; secondary metabolite biosynthetic process.
AUGAGCUCAAACGUUCCGCAGCGUGUGCGCGAUGGCGCCACGCUAUCCGCCUGCAUACUCGAAGCGUUGGAAAAGCGCGGUGAUGAUGAGGUGAUGUUUGCACUUCUCCGGCACCGCCACUGUGACUCCUCGAACGCAGGGUGGCUAGAAGGCAGCAGCGAUGCAGUCGAUGGCAUGGAGGCGGGUAUCACAGUAGAGCGCGUGACCAAACGAAUAUGGUGUGCAUUCGUAGCACUGCUGGAGCGGCGGGUCUUCACCUCUUCACAUGACCAUGGUACGCUACUUCCUGUGGGAGGAGCGCAUGGCACGCCGGGCGAUGAGCCUGGCGUGGUGGAUGAGUGCGAUGUUGGAGUUUACAGCCGAGAGACCUUCUACGCAUGCCUGGUGGAAAGUGUCUGCCUGUGCCUGGGCUGGACGUUUUGCCUGUUUCGCCCAGAUGAUCCGCCCUUGCGGUUGCAGCGACUGGAACAACGUCGGAGGCCGCGCUGCAAGCUACACUCGGACGAUAUCGCAUCGCUGCUACGCGGAGCACUCUCGGUAGAUGAGAACAACGCUAGCAGCAGAGAGCUCGAGGCGGUGGGAGCAGGCACCAACCCACCAACGCGGCUGCCGGUAGCACAGAUAGACGACAGUCGUGUCGCCUACUACAUGUACACCUCCGGCUCAACAAGAGACCCAAAGUGUGUGGUAGUUUCUCGGGGCAAUCUGCGAGCGUACCUGCUGCGCUUCAUUCUCGAUAAGGAUGGUCUCGCCGUGGUUGAUCCACGCUGUCGCUUUUUUUGCCUCUCUUCCCCAUUCUUUGAUCCGUCUAUCGGUGAUAUGCUCGUGGGGCUCUGCACACCCCACGGUGUCCUCUACACAUGCACUCAGGAGGACCUUCUCAACGGCCGGGUUGCGCCGCUGCUGGCCUGCGUGCAGCCGACUCAUGUGGUGAGCACUCCGGCUGUUUGGUCUUCUCUCACCGCCGCCGGGCAUCUGCUGUCGUUUCUCUCCUCCUCAACUCCUCCAAUGAAGGUGUUUCUUGGCGGCGAACACAUGUCUCAGGAGCUGAUCAACACCUGGGCCGACAAGGUGGAACUGUACAACGUCUACGGUGUGACUGAGGUCACCAUAUACCAGUCGGUGUGGCGCAUUUUUCCAGGCACGAGGGCAGAGGACGUGAAGUGCGGCCCCGGGGUAGGCACAAGGAUUCGUGUUCAAAGCCUGGAUGCUGCAUCCGACAUGUUUCUUGGCGAUAGGGACGCUUCCGAAUCGGAAGGAGGCUUAUGUCAGGAGCUUUGUGAACCUGCGAGGGCCGACUACGGCGAGGUCGUUCUUUAUGGAGAUCAAGUGUGCUGCGGAUAUACGGAGGACACCGCGUCGUCGUCGUUCGGCUACGACCCCUCGACGGGCGAGCGCUUCUUUUGUACAGGGGAUAUCGGGCGGCUCGUUUCGACUGGUGUGGGAGGCCGGCCGGAGCUGGAGCUGCGUGGUCGUCGCGACUGGGAAAUGAAGUUGAACGGUCAACGCGUGGCUUUGGAGGAGGUGGAGGGUACUGUUCAGCGGGCCCUGGAGGGCCUUUCUUCUCAGUGCGCCUGCUUCUGCAUACAAUCCACAUCAGGCACGCCAGCCAUUGGUGCGGCGGUGGUGCUGACAGACGUUGUCAGUGGGGAACUCUUGAGAGACCACAAGGAUGGCGUCAGCGCCGCGUUGGAGGAACUGCUUGCGCUACACCUGCCCUCCUUCAUGGUGCCGCGACGCUGGCUGCUGUUCGCCAACGGAGCUUCAUUGCCGCAGACGCCGACGGGCAAGGUGAGCCGCACCCAGCUUGCCGUAGACGCUGUCCAAGGGCAACGAGAGGAGCUUGGUGCGCAGCCCAAGGGAAAACAUGACGGUUGCAACUGGGAGGAGGAUGAGCUGUACAGAGUAGUGCAGUCUGUGUGGCAAAGCAUGCUGGGUGUGCCGAUUCGCUGUGACACGCACUACAUUCACGCCGGGGGUGACUCACUUGGUGCUCUAAAGCUCAGUCACGCCGUGUACCUCAGGCUCCACGCCGGCUCCCAUGCCGGGAUCGACGAGCAUGGUAGACUUCCUCCUCCUUUCCAGCCCUGCGUGUUGCUUCAGCACCCCCGCUUCGGCGACUAUGUGCAGGCUCUGCGCGAGGGGUGGACAGCAGCUCCUCUUAACGAUGAGCCGAAGCCUGCGAGUGGCGAGGCAGUGCCAGUAUUGCUACCCCUUUUGCCAUCUCCACAAGUUCUCAGCCGUGCAGAGACAGCUGCGGAUUUCCUUUUCCGCGAGGUUGUUGCCGCACAAGGCGCCGGGAUUGCCGACCGCCUUCUUCACCACGGCCUCGUCGACGUCAACGGGCACAACAGCCGAACGCACCGCUGUAGCACACCCCUGCACGUGGCUGUUGCGAGCUGUUACUCUCUGGAGCAGGAAUUGCCGACAUUGCGUGUGGUGGAAGUGCUGUUACAGCACGGUGCCAGGCUUACGGCUGUAACGCCGGACGGCGUGACUGCUGCUCAUUUGGCGUCAAGCAGGUCCGCCACCAUUCUUCAGCGUCUGCUAGGCCAUGAUCGGGGUGUGGUACACUGUCGUGACAUCCGUCAGCAGUCGUUGUUGCACUUCGCGGCACGUAGCGGCAACGUUGAAGCGGUUCGUCUUCUUCACCACUACGGCCUGAAGGUCGACACACGAGACAAGUGGCAGCGCACUCCGGUGCACUGGGCUGUUUUGAAUGGACACACAGCAGUGCUGGAGGAGAUGGCGUUGCGCUGCGCCUCUUCGGCAAUCACAGUCUCCACUACGGCGAUUGUCAAGGCUCCAGAGUCGAACGGCAGCAGCGCGAAGCGGCACCGCUUCCCAGGAAACGAGACGGCUCGUUUUACGCGACUUGCGCGCAAAAAGACAUACCUGGCGUAUGAGACGCUUCACGAGAUAGCCGACCGUAUACACCCGGGGAACGAUCAAGUUAAGCGACUAUGCGAUUGUCUGGCUCCCUCAGUGGGUGAAGCUGCUGCGGCAGAAUAG